This is a messenger RNA of Dreissena polymorpha, 2311 nucleotides long. Its product is annotated as piggyBac transposable element-derived protein 4-like. The transcript is spliced from 2 exons. Bases 341 to 1981 code for a protein of 546 amino acids. NCBI's taxonomy places the organism in Eukaryota, Metazoa, Mollusca, Bivalvia, Myida, Dreissenidae. The record is from RefSeq and is a predicted model, not a curated record.
AACCCAUUCCAUACUAGCGCCGUAAUAAUGCGCUCAAAAUAGCUUGAGUGGAAUCCCGGCUGACGCAAUAAUCCGUCCAAUAAUCAAUAGCGUGUAUACCGAGUGCCGUAAUUAUGCGCACCUGCGGAUGUAGCUCUGAAUGCCUAACGACGUAAAAAUACGUCCGAUUUAAUUGGUCCAUAAAGUAACAUUCUUUCUUAGCAGUCAUUUUCCCAACCAAUCAAAAUUUUUGUAACAAUCGUUUCCUGACUCGGAUGACUACUUUUUCAAAACUGGUUCCUGUCAAAACUUCGCGAAAUUCAGACGAAAACAGACAUUUUGACACAGCUUUUUUACAACAAUGGAGACGGAUUCUGACAAUGAGAGUGAUUUUAGUGGUUUUGAAUCGGAUGAUUUACCGUUAGCUGAUUUAGUUGAUUCGGAUGAGGAAUUAAAUGAUGAACAAAAUGACAGCGAUAAGGAAAAUGAGCCUGUUCGUGACGAUGACAAAUGGACUGAAAAUGAUCAUUCGGAUCAUCCAAAACAGGCAUUCCGUGGACCAGAGCCUGGUCCGAGAUUCGAUCUCGAUCCAGAUCAAAAUGAAUGGGACUUUAUGGAUAUGUUUUUUCCCAUGUUUUUAAUCGAACUUUUGGUUGAACAAACAAACUUGUUUGCUAGUCAAAAAAUGGAAGUUAAAUUUGACAAGGCAUGGCGACCUGUCACAGUGGCAGAAAUAAAGGCAUGGCUCGGAAUACGGAUAUACAUGAGCAUAGUUCAACUGCCUCAGAUGGCCAUGUACUGGUCAACCGAUGUCCUGUACGGAAACUUUAGUGUUCGGCGAAUUAUGACCAGGGAUCGCUUCAUGAAGGUCUUACAGUACCUUCACUGUAAUGACAGGACCAAAAUGAAGCCAAAGGGACAUAAGGACCAUGACAAACUGUACUUGAUUCGGCCUUUCCUGGAUGCGGUUAGAAAACUAUGCCUGACGCUAUACAACCCCCACAGAAAUGUUUCAAUUGACGAGGCUAUGGUCAAGUUCCGAGGUCGUCUUGGCUUCAGACAAUACAUGCCAUUGAAACCAGCUCGCUACGGAGUGAAAGUGUGGGUACGGGCUGAUCCAGUCAAUGGUUAUGUAAAUGACUUUCAAGUCUACACUGGCAAGGACGCAAACACCGCGGAAGUAGGUUUGGCUACAAGAGUAGUGUUGGACUUGAGCCGUGAUAUCAAGGGGAUGUUUUAUAUUGUGAAUGUGGACAAUUUCUUUACAAGUCCCGUGUUGUUUGAAGAACUCCUAAAGCAGGAAACAUACGCCCGUGGGACUGUGCGCACUAACAGGAAAGGCUACCCAUCUUCACUGCUGGGAAAGAAAAAAGUGCAAGAGCAGGGGGACUAUGUGUUCGCAACCAAAGGUGAACAACUGGCGUGUGUCUGGAUGGACAAGAAGCCCAUCUACACACUGUCCACUGCAGAAAAUCCAAAGGACAUAGGCGCCACUGUUUUGAGAAAAAAGCGCAACGGAGAAGUUCACCAAGUACCGGCCCCACGCAUCAUUCCAGAAUAUAACAACAACAUGAAUGGAGUUGAUCAUGCAGACCAGCUUAGGACGGAGUACCCAACGUUCCGAACAUCAAGAAAGUGGUGGACAUACAUGUUCUUCUUCAUACUGGAUACGGCAAUUACAAAUGGAUAUGUCGUGAUGAGGGAAUCGCCAUUCCACCAACAAAGAAGCCGAACUGGGAAGGCAAAAGACAGGACGGUAUUGGACUUCCGCAUGAACCUCUCAAAACAGCUGAUAGGGGAUUACUGCGAGAAUGGUGCGGCGAAAAUGGCGACGGUGAAAGCGGGGCACUUCCCUGGGCAUUCGGAAAAAAGAGGCCGUUGCAGACAGUGCACGAAACAAAAAAGAAGACAUGAAUGCAAUGUGAUAUGCCUUGAAUGCAAUGUACACAUCUGUGUCCCGUGUUUCAAGGACUGGCAUGUUGAGUUGGCUAACUCUUCCUAGAGUGAAGGUGAUAGAUGAUAGAUGAUUGUUCUGUGAACAAAGGGGAAUGAUAAAGUGAUAAAUAUUUAUUUUUAGUAUUUAUUCAGAUUAUUGUUUGUUAUAAAUUUAGAAAUUUUUAUAAAGUUCUAAUGAAUGAGCUAAGCAGUUUUGAACAGUUCUUUGGGUUUAUUUGGUUUUCAUAAAAUUAAUUACAAAUGAAACAUUAUUUUGCAAACUUUUUAUUGAAGGUAAAAGAAAAGAAAUUUUGUAUUUGUUACAAAAACUGUUUCUGUUUGUGAAAUAUUUAUUCUUGAAAUAAUUAUUAAAUUGGAUAAACUAUUUUGAAAAGAA